AUGAAUUCCUAUAAAUUUAAUAUCAGUUCAACUUCCUCUUCUUCUUCCGAUGAUUCAGAAGAGGAAAGGAGGGAUAUGGAGAACAAAGAAGUAGAUGACAUGAUCGACAAUGUCACUCAUACUUAUCUCCCAUUCCUAGUGUCGGCGGUCACUCCUAGAAUGAGACCAGGUGGACGUACUCAACCUCGGGCUGAUAGGGGUCGAGAAGAAGGUCAUUUAAGAUUAUACAAUGACUAUUUUGCAGAAAAUCCAGUUUACUCAACAAUACGACAAUUAGCUUAUGGGUGUGCUUCUGACGCUUGCGAUGAGUACAUACGUAUUAGUGAUAGUACGACAAGAUUGUCACUUCAGAGAUUCGUUGACGGCGUCAUUAACCAAUUUAGUAAUGUGUACUUAAGACGACCGAAUGAAGCCGAUCUGAGUAGGCUGUUACGAAUUGGAGAAGAACGUGGAUUUCCUGGCAUGAUUGGUAGCAUCGAUUGUAUGCAUUGGGAGUGGAAGAAUUGUCCAACAGCAUGGAGAGGGCAAUAUCAAGGAAGGGCAGGGGUAGCUACACUUGUGCUUGAAGCUGUAGCUGAUAGGGACUUGUGCAUUUGGCAUUCUUUUUUCGGAAUGUCGGGAAGUUGCAAUGAUCUGAACGUGCUUCAUAGAUCUCCUGUGUUUCAAGAUGUUUUAGAAGGUCGAGCUCCGGCUGUUAAUUUCGUUGUAAAUGACCAUCAAUAUAACAAAGGAUAUUACCUUACUGUGAAGUCCAUAAUGAGUCCACAAUCUCAUAAAGAUAAACUCUUUGCAAGACAUCAAGAAGCAGCAAGGAAAGAUGUGGAACGAGCAUUUGGAGUGCUACAAGCUCGAUUUGCUAUUAUUCGGAUGCCAUCCCUUGCUUGGGAUGUGGACAUGCUUCAUAAGAUUAUGUUGGCGUGCAUAAUCAUGCACAUCAUGAUAGUUGAAGAUGAACGAGAAACCUACCAAAAUUACAUGGAUCCAGCAGAGUUUGACGUAGGCGGAUCUCGACAUCGUUCUGCUCAGAGAAACAACGAAGAGCAAGAAGGUCGUUUUGAAUAUCAUAACGAGCGAAUUGUCGACAUCAACACGUAUUUGCAGCACAAAGCAGAAAUCGAAGAUCAACAAACUCAUUUAUCAUUGAAAAACGAUUUGAUCGAACAUAUAUGGGCAAAGUUCGGUAGGAACGGAAACUAA
Beta vulgaris subsp. vulgaris (sugar beet) is the source of this 1197-nucleotide messenger RNA. RefSeq lists its product as uncharacterized. NCBI's taxonomy places the organism in Eukaryota, Viridiplantae, Streptophyta, Magnoliopsida, Caryophyllales, Amaranthaceae. Bases 1 to 1197 code for a protein of 398 amino acids. The transcript is spliced from 2 exons. The record is from RefSeq and is a predicted model, not a curated record.